Grus americana (Whooping crane) is the source of this 3810-nucleotide messenger RNA. RefSeq names its product LIM domain binding 1 (gene LDB1). Gene Ontology annotation, cellular component: transcription regulator complex; nucleus. The transcript is spliced from 11 exons. NCBI's taxonomy places the organism in Eukaryota, Metazoa, Chordata, Aves, Gruiformes, Gruidae. Gene Ontology annotation, biological process: positive regulation of transcription by RNA polymerase II; nervous system development; negative regulation of transcription by RNA polymerase II. The record is from RefSeq and is a predicted model, not a curated record. Gene Ontology annotation, molecular function: LIM domain binding. Bases 239 to 1474 code for a protein of 411 amino acids.
GCCGCCGCCGCCGGCGCAGCCGCCCCCGCUCCCGCUCCGCCGCCGCGGCCCCCGCCCCGCCCGCCCCCGCCGCCGGUCCGCGGCGCGCCUGCCCGCCCGCCCCUGGCCGUGGCCGUGCCCGCGGCCGCGCGGGGCUGCCCGCCGCCCGCCGCGCCGGAGCCCGCGGCGCGCCGCCCAUGCGAGACCCCCGCGGCCCGGGCAGCGCGCAGCGACCCCCGGCCGGGCCAGGCAUGUGAAGAUGUCAGUGGGCUGUGCAUGCCCUGGCUGUUCCUCUAAGUCAUUCAAGCUGUACUCGCCAAAGGAGCCCCCGAACGGCAACGCCUUCCCCCCCUUCCACCCAGGCACCAUGCUGGAUCGAGAUGUGGGACCUACUCCCAUGUACCCACCGACGUACCUGGAGCCUGGAAUUGGGAGGCACACGCCGUACGGGAACCAGACUGACUACAGGAUAUUUGAGCUCAACAAGCGGCUGCAGAACUGGACAGAGGAAUGUGACAAUCUGUGGUGGGAUGCCUUCACCACAGAGUUCUUUGAGGAUGACGCCAUGUUAACAAUCACUUUCUGCUUGGAGGAUGGACCAAAGAGAUACACGAUCGGCCGGACUCUGAUUCCCCGUUACUUCCGCAGCAUCUUUGAAGGGGGAGCUACAGAGCUCUACUACGUGCUCAAGCACCCCAAGGAGUCCUUCCACAACAACUUCGUCUCGCUGGACUGCGACCAGUGCACCAUGGUCACCCAGCACGGCAAGCCCAUGUUCACCCAGGUGUGCGUGGAGGGGCGGCUCUACCUGGAGUUCAUGUUCGACGACAUGAUGAGGAUAAAGACAUGGCAUUUCAGCAUCCGCCAGCAUCGAGAGCUCAUCCCCCGCAGCAUCCUUGCCAUGCAUGCACAGGACCCCCAGAUGCUGGACCAGUUAUCUAAGAACAUCACCCGCUGUGGGCUCUCAAACUCCACACUCAACUACCUCCGACUCUGUGUAAUCCUAGAACCAAUGCAGGAGCUCAUGUCACGACACAAGACCUAUAGCCUCAGUCCCCGGGACUGCCUCAAGACUUGCCUCUUCCAGAAGUGGCAGCGGAUGGUCGCUCCACCUGCGGAGCCAGCACGGCAGCAGCCCAGCAAGCGCCGGAAAAGGAAGAUGUCGGGUGGCAGCACCAUGAGCUCUGGUGGGGGAAACACCAACAACAGCAACAGCAAGAAGAAGAGCCCGGCCAGCACCUUUGCCCUGUCCAGUCAGGUACCUGAUGUGAUGGUGGUAGGCGAGCCCACGCUGAUGGGGGGGGAGUUUGGGGACGAGGACGAGCGGCUCAUCACCCGGCUGGAGAACACGCAGUUUGACGCCGCCAACGGCAUUGACGACGAGGACAGCUUCAACAACUCACCGGCGCUGGGGGCCAACAGCCCCUGGAACAGCAAACCGCCCUCCAGCCAGGAGAGCAAGUCAGAGAACCCCACGUCGCAGGCGUCGCAGUAACGGCCCCCCCGCCGCCCCGUGGACUCAGUCCCAACCGAUCUACCUGUACAUUUACAACAGAGAGUGACUGGGAAGCGGCGAGGUACUGAGGGCGGAUCGGCGCCACGUGGCCGACGGGGCGCACGGCCUGGGGUGCGCGCCAGGCGGGCAGCCCCCAGUCCUCUCCCCCCCACCGCCUCCCAUAGCUUCGUUAUUCCCUCUUCUCCCUCUUCAUCCCUGCAUCUUCCCCGGAGAGCUUCUCAUCCCCGCCCCGAUGUUCCCAGCCCCUGUCUGCUGAGCAGGGGGAAUUAGGAGGAAGGUGUCGGCAGCGGCUGGUGCGACCAGGAAGCCGUCGGCGUGCAGAUGGCCUGCGUUGGGGUCUGGCACAGGCCAGAGACCCUCCUUCUCCUCCUCCUCCUCCCUGGGUCCUACAGCCGGGGUUCGCUGGGCAGCCACCUGCAGAGGGGUUGCACAUCCCCAGCCCAACCUGGGGCUGGCGGGGGGGGCAGUGAUGGAAAGCCUUCCCCAUGCCGCUGGCUCUGCCAUGGAGCCUCCUCCAGCCGGGUACGGAUCCUGCUGCGCUGGGGUGGUGUGGAGGGUAGGGCCCUGUCGCAUUCCUCCGCUCUCCUGCACCCUCCCCUUCCCCUCGCUCCCCAGGGGCGAGAGAGCAGCAGGGCCACGGGGGGACUCUGUAUAUAGGAAGUGUGGGGGGGAGGGGGCUGGGGGGGCUACGGAGGACCCAUGGUUCUGCCAGAGCAGCUGGUGCCCUCGCUCCCUGCCCACAGCCCCUGUGUUUCUCCCCACUCCGCGUGAAGUCCGCCUGGGGCCCCUUUGCAACCCCCGGCUCCUGGUACCUCCUACUUUUGUCUUUUUUUAAGAAAAAAAAAUAAUAUUAUUAAAAUUGUAAGUUUAAAAAAAAAGAAAAAAAAUGGGACAAGACCCCCCUCCCCAGCCCCUUCGCCGGUUCCCCCCUCCCCACCCUGAGCCCUCUCACCCUGUCCUGACUUUUGUACAGGCUUCUUCUCUUGGGAGUCUCAUUUUAUAUCCAGUUCGGAGAGCUUCAAACCAAGGAGAGACUUUGCAGACUUCCUUUCUAAUCCCUCCAGGGGCCGGGGGGGGCAGCCCCCCGCCUCCCUCCUCAAUGUAAAUCUUGUGUGCUGUUGUCCCCGCUCCCCCCCCCUCGGGUUCGUGUACCUCGUGCUUGUACAUUUCCGCGCUGUAGACAGUGUGUACGAUACUGUUCUUUCAAUGUGUUAUCACUAGAGCAGGUGCCUCCAUUGAUGUUAGGGGAAACGAUGAGAAAAAUAAUAAUUUUUGGGGUUUUUUUGGUUUAAAAAAAAAAAAAAGAAAAAAAAAAUCCCUUCCAAGGCUUCUUCUAAGGAGAAGAUGGGAGGUGCCGGGGGAUGGUGUUUGUGCUUGCCGGCUCACCCUAGCAGCCUCGGAGGGAGGGUUUGGGGGGAGCUGGGGCUUGGGGCUGCCCGUGGGCACCCCCCGGCACAGCCCCGAGGUGGGGUUGCCGCGGGAGUGGCUGGGGUGGGAGGGGGCUGCCCUGGUGGGGGGGUGUGGGGUGUGUAAGAGUGCGUGUACGAGAGGUUUGUGUGUCUGUCUGUGUGUGUGUAAAGGAGCCCAGGGCAGGCAGAGCAGCCCUGCAGUUUGGGGGAGACGGGGGUACACCCCACUCUCUCCACCAGACCCCUCCCAGCUCCCUGCCAGGGAUUCCACAGUGCGUGUCCCGCUGCCCCAUGGGGCUGGGGGCUGGCGGGUGUCGCAGAGGGGCUGCCCCCUGCGCGGGGUCUCUGGCUGCAGCAGCGCGGUUGCCUGCACCCUGCGUCUCACCCACUUGUGGCUGAGGCUGUGGGGGGUGGCUGAGCCGGGGACACACCGCACCCCCCCACGUGUCCCCCCUCCUUCUGCUGUCGCUGGGGUUGGGCAGGGAGGCAGGAGCCCCUUGGGUCAGCUCUGGCCUGAUCUCAAGCCCAAAAUCCCCAGAGAUAUGCCUGGGUCAGCUCCUGGGCCCCUCCCCGGGCAGCCCGGAGGUGGAGAGCUCAGCCCAGUGGACCCCCAGCCGCAGGCAUGGGGGGUCCCCACGGCUCCUUCGCAGGUGGGGGGGGUAGGCUCCCAGGGCGGGAGCACGGUGUGGCGGGGAGGGGGGCUCUACUUUGCAAUUAAGGUACGAUUCUCGCCGCCGUGCUGCUGGGCUCCCGUGGAGGGUGUGGAGCCCCUCGCUGCCCCCCCCUCCCCAGACCCACUGUAAUGCCUUUUUGUUUCUUUUUUUUUUUUUUCCCCCUUCCUCCCCUCCAUAGUUUGUGCCAUUUAUGAGUCAUGUAUGGUACCAAUAAAAUGACUUUUCGGUUUGA